Messenger RNA from Hibiscus syriacus, 435 nucleotides. RefSeq lists its product as uncharacterized. Lineage: Eukaryota; Viridiplantae; Streptophyta; Magnoliopsida; Malvales; Malvaceae. Bases 1 to 435 code for a protein of 144 amino acids. The transcript is spliced from 2 exons. The record is from RefSeq and is a predicted model, not a curated record.
AUGUAUGAAGUGAUUUAUAGAAUUUCAGAUUUCAAACAUCUUAACAUGUUUCCAAUUCCACUCGCAUUGUACAAAUCCCAACAAAGGUGUAUCACUUCCGAUGAGGAUAUCGCGAAUCUCGUCGAGGAAUACGACCGUGUUGCAUCGCCGCCGUCUUCUUUAAAGAUCAGAGCCUUCCUUUCGCCGCUGAAACCGGCCAGAAAAUCGAUUUGUUCGCCGCCAAAGCCGCCCAGAAAAUCGAUUUCUUCGCCGCCUUCGUCAUCGACUUCGUCUUCAUCCAGUCCCAGAUAUUCCUGCAUACGUCAGAUCCCGAGGACUCCCGUAGCCUUCCCUCUUUGCUCUAAUAAAUCGGCGGGGAAGAUGAUUCCUUGCUACGGUUACCAUGGCCAACCUAGUCACAUUUACCUUGUUCACAGCGGGAAUUACAGGCAAUAG